Molecule: messenger RNA, 1875 nt
Organism: Oldenlandia corymbosa var. corymbosa
Lineage: Eukaryota; Viridiplantae; Streptophyta; Magnoliopsida; Gentianales; Rubiaceae
Source: the annotation of a GenBank genome assembly
AUGGCGACGUCGAGGACUAUUUCUGCUAUCAGAGCCUCCCGUUCCCGUUACCGACCGCCUCCUAUUACAUUUUCUGAAGAAAGGCUUGUUCAACCAGGCCAUCAAAGUGCACAAUUUGAUAUUGUAAAAGACACUCCAGCGGCUUUGAGGAGAAGCCGUAGCUUUUGUCGGAAAACAGGGUCCAACCUGCAGAACUUGCUUUCUAAUUCUUUUCCUAAUAUGCUAGCCAUGAAGUUUACUCGCUCGUUAAGUACAUUCCGCAAUGUAGAUUCAGAAACCUCUUCUUCUCAGCACCACAACAAUAGCUAUGAUAAUCCUCCUGAACCCAUACCUAACAGGCCUUUAAGAGGUGAGAAGAGGAUGCCUGGCUAUCCAUCUACUCGACAUCAAAAUCUGGAACGGACCCAAUCUAGAUUUAGGGAAAAUGAAAGUCAAGCUCGCCGCCAAAGUGAACAACACAAUCGGCUUAAGUUUGGGGAGAAAGAAAAUCCUCGAAGAGAGAUGGGUGCUCUAGAGGAUUCUGAUUUCCUAGAAAAAUUCAGGCUUGGCUUUGACCGGAAUAAAUCACAUAUUUCUGAUAAGCAACCCACUUAUAACAGUCAGAGACAGGGAGAUAAGAGUGAUCAAGCUGCUGCUGAGUCACCUUCUCCAUCUCAACUACCUGAAGAUGCUGAUGAGAUAUUUAGGAAGAUGAAGGAAACUGGGCUAAUUCCCAAUGCCGUGGCGAUGCUUGAUGGUUUGUGCAAGGAUGGCUUAAUUCAGGAGGCAAUGAAGCUUUUUGGACUAAUGCGUGAGAAAGGUACCAUUCCUGAAGUGGUCAUAUACACUGCUGUUGUCGAGGGCUUCUGCAAGGCACAGAAACCUGAUGAAGCUAUCAGGAUUUUCAGAAAAAUGCAGAGCCUCGGAAUCACUCCAAAUGCUUUUAGUUAUGGAACCCUGAUCCAGGGCUUGUUCAGAGUAAAGAGAUUGGAUGACGCUACAGAAUUUUGUCUUGAGAUGCUGGAUUCUGGGCAUUCCCCAAAUGUGGUUACUUUUAUCGGCUUGGUGGAUGUAUAUUGUAAGGAAAACGGUUUGGAGGAGGCGCAGACCAUGAUAAAUAAAUUGACCCAGAAAGGUUUUUGCCUUAAUGAAAAAGCAGUAAAAGAGUAUUUGGAAAAGAAAGGCCCGUUCUUGCCACUGGUUUGGGAAGCCAUCUUCGGCAAGAAAUCCUCAGAGAGGAUAAAGAAGAUGGUGUUUUACUUCAAAGCAAGGCCUGAGGCUGGAGAUUACACAAUUUUCAUGGGCCUCGACAAGUACGAGAACGAGGAGCUCAUUAAAUAUGGUUUCAUCGAAGAUAUUUGGUUCCAUGUGGACAAAAUGUCUUCCGCCCAUGUCUACCUGAGACUGAACAAGGGCCAGACAAUUGAUGAUAUACCUGAGGGUGUACUGGAAGAUUGUGCACAAUUAGUCAAAGCGAAUUCCAUUCAAGGAAAUAAGGUGAACAAUGUUGAUGUUGUUUACACCCCCUGGCAGAAUCUGAAGAAGACUGCUUCCAUGGAUGUUGGACAAGUUGGUUUUUACAAUUCAAAAAUGGUUCGUACAGUGAAGGUGGAGAAAAGAAUAAAUGAGAUUGUUAAUAGAUUAAACCGGACAAAAGUGGAGAGGAAGCCGGAUCUCAAAGCUGAGAGAGAAGCUGUAAACGCAGCUGAAAGAGCAGAAAGGAAAAAUUUUCUGAGAGAAAAAAAACGACGUGAAGAUUUAGAGAGGCUUGAAAAAGAGAGACAGGCUGAGUUAAGGAGCUACAAGAAUUUGAUGGUGGCAGAAAAAAUGACUUCUAAUAAGGAUAUUGCAUCAACUAACAAGACCCUGCAAGAACUGGAAGAGGACUUCAUGUGA